Acanthopagrus latus (yellowfin seabream) is the source of this 2519-nucleotide messenger RNA. RefSeq names its product serine incorporator 3 (gene serinc3). The transcript is spliced from 10 exons. Gene Ontology annotation, cellular component: membrane. Bases 251 to 1690 code for a protein of 479 amino acids. Lineage: Eukaryota; Metazoa; Chordata; Actinopteri; Spariformes; Sparidae. The record is from RefSeq and is a predicted model, not a curated record.
GGUAAUGACGUCACCGAGCUGGAGCUCACAGACGCACAGAGCGGAAAUCAUAACUGUAUUCCACAAGCCGGCCGCCGAGAUACCAUAUUGACGAUUAAAGUUAGACAGGAGCUGUCCUGUGCAGCUGCCUCACAGUCUAUUUGCCUGGUUUGUGUGAAAUCCAUCCUGGAGGGUCAGAGGAGAACUAACGGGACGAAGAAGACGCGUUCAGCCCACAUACUGCCCGCUCCUGUCCACAAACUCAACAGCCAUGGGAGCUGUUCUGGGGGCCUUUUCCACCGCAAGCUGGGCACCAUGCCUGUGCAGCAGCGCAACUUGUCUGAUGUGCAGUUGCUGUCCAAGCACCAGGAACUCCACAGUCACCAGGAUCAUCUAUGCCUUCAUCUUACUGCUGUGGACCAUCGUCGCCUGCAUCAUGCUGUCACCAGGUGUUGAUCAACAGCUAAAAAGGAUCCCAGGCUUCUGUGAAGACGGAGCUGGCUUCUCUAUCCCCGGCCUGCAGGCUGAUGUCAACUGUGAAAUGUUUGUGGGAUACAAGGCAGUGUACCGCAUCUGCUUUGGCAUGAGUAUGUGGUUCCUGGGUUGCUCCAUUUUGAUGAUUAAUAUCAAGACCAGCAGAGACCCUCGUGCUGCCAUUCACAAUGGAUUUUGGUUAUUUAAGUUUGCAGCCUUGGUGGCAGUGACAGUUGGUGCCUUUUACAUCCCAGAUGGGCCCUUUACUUACAUGUGGUUUAUCGUGGGCUCCGGUGGAGCUUUCUUUUUCAUUCUGAUCCAGCUGGUGCUGCUGGUGGACUUUGCCCAUUCUUGGAAUGAGUCCUGGGUGGAAAAGAUGGAAACUGGCAACCCCAAGGGCUGGUAUGCAGCUUUGCUUGGGGUUACAGUCCUCAACUACAUCCUUUCAUUUAUUGCUGUCGUGCUCUUCUUCGUCUUUUACACCAAGCCCGAUGGAUGCUUUAUCAACAAGUUCUUCAUAAGCUUCAACAUGUUGUUCUGCUUGGUGGCCUCUCUUGUGUCUGUGUGGCAUAAAGUGCAGGAGUCUCAGCCACGUUCAGGUCUUCUACAGUCCUCCAUCAUCACCUUGUACACCAUGUUUCUGACUUGGUCUGCCAUGAGCAAUGAGCCUGACCGAGCAUGUAAUCCCAGCCUACUGAGUAUCUUCCAGCAGAUCACAUCCCCCACUCUGGCCCCUCUGGAGAUAGAGAACCAGACAGCUGUAGUGAUCAUCGGCACAGAGGAACCUGUCCUGACAUCCCCCUACCUGCAGUGGUGGGAUGCCCAGAGCAUCGUAGGGCUCGCUAUAUUUGUCCUGUGCAUCCUCUAUUCAAGCAUUCGUUCAUCCAACAACUGCCAGGUGAACAAGCUGACCAUGGCUUCCAAAGACUCAGCCAUCCUGGCUGAGAGCGGCAGCAGCACCAACCUGUCAGAGGAGUCAAAAGGACCCAGGCGAGUGCAGGACAAUGAGCAGGACAUGGUCCAGUACAGCUACUCCUUCUUUCACUUCAUGCUAUUCCUGGCCUCUCUCUACAUAAUGAUGACCCUCACCAACUGGUACAGCCCGGAUGCAGACUACACUAUAACCAGCAAAUGGCCUGCAGUGUGGGUAAAGAUUACCUCCAGCUGGGUGUGUUUGGCCAUGUACAUCUGGACCCUGGUGGCCCCUAUGAUCCUCACCAACCGAGACUUCAGCUGAUCAGGAACUCCAUCUCUGAUUCCACUUCAUGCACCAUUUAUUUUUACAUUAACCACAUUGCCUACUGUCAGAAUGUACUUAGAAUUCACACGUUUCCGUAACUGGUUUUAAUGAAAUUAAAAUGGGGUUCGGUUCAGCCAUAACAGCUGCUUCAAGUAUUUACUGUAGUGAUUUUGUACCAGUCAGUAGAAGCUGCUCAUUAAUUGGGUAUCCAAGGAUAACAACAUAUUUUAUAUCGACGCACAAAAACAUUUUAUUUGUUGUUUGUGUAAAUGUAUGUGAAUUUACAUACAUUUACACAUACAUUUAGUCACAUACAUUUUAAUUUGUAUGUGCUCUAAACAAUCUCAAUGUAGAUAUUCGGACAACAGAACAUUUUUUUUAAAUUUUUUACAUUGCUUAAAAAUAUUAAUGUUCUAAGAAUUUAAGUAUUAACUAGAACUGCAAGCAGUUAUGAACAAGGGGCCAAGCCCCCCCAUGCGACUCGGACCCUGCGCACUGCAGAGCCCACGGAAGUUUGCCCCAAAGGAUGAUGUGCUCGGGGCAAAAGUGAGGACACAGACCAACGUCUGAGCCGUGGUAUUGGCUGUAAUGGGAAGUGCACUGGAAGCACAAAAGGCUGAAUGUGUGGCAAUUUGGAUUUGUUGUCCUAAAUCAUGCCCACUUUGACCAAUCGUUACUUAAAUUGCCUCAGGAGUGACCCCACAUCAGUACUGUUUCAUUACAUUUCUAUUAUUGCAACAAAAAAUAAGAGUGACAAGGAAAAAUGCAUUUAUGUUGGUUAGUGUGUGGUGACUUAACAAAGGAAAAGUGCAGCAGAAGUGGGCGG